Messenger RNA from Oryza brachyantha (malo sina), 2731 nucleotides. Its product is annotated as glutamine--tRNA ligase-like. Gene Ontology annotation, cellular component: cytosol; cytoplasm. The transcript has 22 exons. NCBI's taxonomy places the organism in Eukaryota, Viridiplantae, Streptophyta, Magnoliopsida, Poales, Poaceae. Gene Ontology annotation, molecular function: ATP binding; glutamine-tRNA ligase activity. Gene Ontology annotation, biological process: translation; glutaminyl-tRNA aminoacylation. The record is from RefSeq and is a predicted model, not a curated record. Bases 120 to 2510 code for a protein of 796 amino acids.
AAAUCCCACGCGCAGGACCGCUUCGCCUCUCUCCCUCCGCCUCUCGCCUAAACCCUAGCUCGCAUCUCGAGGCAUCCCGUCUCGUCGUCGUCGUCGCGCUCGCCGGAGCGGAGGAGGAGAUGGGCACCGGGGGUGGCGAAGGGGACAAGUCGGCGGCGCUGCCGCUGGAGGCGCUGCUGGCGCUCGGGCUCGACCAGCGCACGGCGGAGAACGCGCUGGUCAACAGCAAGGUCACGGCCAACCUCGCCGCCGUCAUAGCCGAGGCUGGUAUAAGUAGAUGUGAUAAGUCGGUUGGGAAUCUCCUCUAUACGGUUGCCACUAAAUACCCAACCAAUGCGCUUGUCCAUCGUCCUGUACUCAUUGACUAUGUUGUGUCAAUGAAGAUAAAGAAUCCUGCACAACUAGAUGCUGCUCUGUCAUUCCUUACCAAUACUGGCCCUGACUCUUUAGAUACUGGGAAGUUUGAAGAAGCCUGUGGUGUAGGUGUGGUUGUUUCAAUUGAAGAGAUUAAAUCAACAGUCAAUGAGGUAUUAAAACAUAACAUGGAGGCUAUAUUGGAGCAGCGAUAUCAUAUUAAUGUUGGUAACCUAUGUGGACAGGUUAGGAAGAGGCAUCCUUGGGGUGAUGCCAAGGCAACUAAGGAUGAAAUUGACAAGAAGCUUGCAGAGAUACUAGGUCCAAAGACUGAUGCUGACAAUGUAAAACCAGUGAAAAAGAAGAAGGAGAAGCCAGCAAAAGUUGAGGACCAAAAGGCUGCAGUAGUCACGGCUCUACCGCCAUCUGAGGAGGAAUUGAAUCCAUACUCUAUAUUUCCUCAGCCAGAGGAAAAUUUUAAGGUUCAUACGGAAAUAUUCUAUAGUGACGGGAACAUAUGGAGAGCACAUAACACUAAGGAUAUUUUAGAGAAGCAUCUUAAGGCAACUGGUGGAAAAGUGAUGACCCGUUUCCCACCAGAACCUAAUGGAUAUCUUCAUAUUGGUCAUGCCAAGGCUAUGUUUAUUGAUUUUGGGCUGGCGAAAGAGAGAAAUGGUCAUUGUUACCUUAGGUUUGAUGACACAAAUCCAGAAGCUGAAAAGAAAGAGUAUAUUGACCAUAUUCAGGAAAUCGUACACUGGAUGGGAUGGGAGCCCUACAAAGUUACAUAUGCAAGUGAUUAUUUCCAAGCUUUAUACGAGCAUGCAGUUGAGCUAAUACGGAAAGGAUUAGCCUAUGUGGAUCACCAGACCGCAGAAGAAAUCAAGGAAUACAGGGAAAAGAAAAUGAAUAGUCCAUGGAGGGAUAGACCCAUUGACGAAUCACUGAAAUUAUUUGAAGACAUGAGACGUGGGUUGAUUGCUGAAGGUGCAGCAACACUCCGAAUGAAACAAGAUAUGCAGAAUGAUAACAAAAAUAUGUCUGAUUUAAUAGCAUAUAGAAUAAAAUUCACUCCUCAUCCACAUGCUGGUGAUAAGUGGUGCAUCUAUCCGAGCUACGAUUAUGCUCACUGCAUGGUGGAUUCUCUCGAGAACAUUACACAUUCGUUGUGCACGCUCGAGUUUGACAUACGUCGCCCAUCAUACUACUGGCUACUUGUUGCCUUGGGCCUGUACCAGCCAUAUGUUUGGGAGUAUUCUAGGCUAAACAUAUCAAAUACUGUGAUGUCUAAGAGAAAGUUGAAUCGACUUGUGACGGAGAAGUGGGUAGAUGGGUGGGAUGACCCUCGUUUGUUGACACUAGCAGGAUUGCGGCGACGUGGAGUGUCAUCGACUGCAAUUAAUUCUUUUAUUCGUGGAAUUGGAAUAACAAGAAGUGACAAUAGCUUAAUUCGGGUCGACCGUCUUGAAUAUCAUAUCAGAGAAGAGCUUAACAAAACAGCUCCCCGUGCCAUGGUUGUUUUGAAUCCUCUAAAGGUUGUAAUAACUAAUUUGGAGGACGACAAAGUCAUAGACCUUGAUGGAAAAAUGUGGCCUGAUGCACCUGCAAAUGACGCUUCAUCCUACUACAAGGUUCCUUUCUCAAAAAUUGUCUACAUUGAAAAAACUGAUUUUCGCCUAAAGGACUCGAAAGAUUACUAUGGGCUAGCUCCUGGUAAAUCUGCCUUGUUAAGAUAUGCAUUUCCUAUUAAAUGUACCAAGGUUGUUUAUGGUGAUAAUCCAGAUGAGAUCAUUGAAAUUCGAGCUGAAUAUGACCCUUCAAAGACUACUAAACCUAAGGGUGUUCUGCAUUGGGUUGCUCAGGCAGCACCUGGAGUUGAGCCACUUAAGGUGGAAGUAAGAUUAUUUGAGAAAUUGUUCCUCUCUGAGAAUCCUGCUGAACUGGAGGAUUGGUUGGGUGAUCUUAACCCGAACUCAAAAGAGGUGAUCAAGGAUGCCUAUGCCGUGCCAUCGCUUGCGACUGCGGUUCUUGGUGACAAGUUCCAGUUUGAGCGGCUAGGCUACUUCGCUGUGGACACAGACUCGACAACUGAGAACCUUGUUUUCAACAGGACAGUUACCCUGCGUGAUUCGUACGGGAAAGCUGGGCCGAAGUGACUGCCAAUUUCUUGAAUUCGGUAACAGUAAACCUUUUUUUUUUUCACCUGGGUGCAGAGGUGCACUAAGGUUAUAGUUGGGAAGAAAACAACAUUGUGAUAGAUAAGCAUAGUGGAAAAGGGGUUUUGCUUGUAAAAUGGACUUGUGUGACUAUUGUUAUAUUAUAUUUAUAUGUCGCUCCCAUCAAAUUGUGCAUGAUCGGGGUAUGUUCUCAAGGCUUU